Oncorhynchus kisutch (coho salmon) is the source of this 5051-nucleotide messenger RNA. Its product is annotated as leucine-rich repeat transmembrane neuronal protein 4. The coding region runs from base 515 to 2098 and encodes 527 amino acids. The record is from RefSeq and is a predicted model, not a curated record. The transcript is spliced from 3 exons. NCBI's taxonomy places the organism in Eukaryota, Metazoa, Chordata, Actinopteri, Salmoniformes, Salmonidae. Gene Ontology annotation, molecular function: protein binding.
AGUUGCGACUAGACUAGAGAGCGAGAAAGGCGAAACACGGCAAAAACCAGUAAUCCGCUUGGUUGAAUCUCACGCAUACACUGGCGCUUGCUGACUGGAAUACACGCUUACACUGGGAAUAUCCGCGUAUUGUGUUGCUUGUUCUAGAUUCAAACCGCAGAUAAAAUAUAUAAACUUAUUUUUAAAGUGUAUUUUUUCAUGUUAGACUAUAUGCGGUCAAUGGGUUUUUCCGUCGUCAUCUGUUGAAUAGACUACAGUGCUUUUUCUUUGCUUAUAUACUUUGAGUCGUGGUAUGCAACUGAAAUAAGGAGAUAUACGGCUACUCCAUACUUACAAGACUUUGAAGCAAAGCAGUAGCUCUGCAGUGCAGUCCGUUUGGCCAAGGAGCAAAGUAGCUGCAUUGGCUUCGUUGAGUGGGCUAGUUCAUCUGUGUUGGUUAGGCUAUUUGUCCAACCAAGUGAGGACUGCGCGCGACAUGCGGGCUUUGGAAUCAAGCAUCAGAGGGCUCUAACCUAUGAAAAGGAGCCGACACCACGAAAACAUGAUGGGAUCCCUGAUGCGAGAUAGAUGGCUCAUGAUCCCAUUGUUGAUGCAGGGCUGGCUGCUAGCGUCUCCAAUCAGUGUUCGUGAGCGCCCCUGUCCUCAAAGCUGUAGAUGUGAUGGGAAAAUAGUAUACUGUGAAUCCAAUGCCUUUCGGGACAUGCCAAACAAUGUGUCUGUGGGAUGCCAGGGCCUCUCUUUGCGCUACAACAGCUUAGUGAAUCUCAGCGCUAGUCAGUUCUCAGGCCUCAGUCAGCUUGUUUGGCUUUAUCUUGACCACAACUACAUUAACUCAGUGGACAGCCAAGCCUUUCAUGGGGUACGGAGGCUGAAAGAGUUGAUCCUCAGCUCUAACAAGAUCACACAGCUACAAAACAACACUUUCCAUACUGUCCCUAACUUACGCAAUCUUGACCUCUCUUACAACAAGCUGCAAGCCCUCCAGCCCAGUCAAUUUCUGGGCUUGCGGAAGUUGCUUAGUCUCCACUUGCGGUCCAAUUCUCUGAAAACUGUCCCAAUGCGGGUUUUUCAGGAUUUGCGGAAUUUGGAGUUUCUCGAUCUUGGCUAUAAUCGAUUGAGAAGCCUCACUCGAAAUGCCUUUGCUGGGCUUCUUAAGCUGAUCGAACUUCAUUUGGAACACAACCAGUUCUCCAAGAUCAACUUCUCUCACUUUCCCCGCCUCACCAACCUGCGGGCACUCUAUUUGCAAUGGAACCGAAUUAAGUCAAUAAGUCAGGGUCUAACCUGGACAUGGACGUCCUUGCAAAAGCUGGACCUUUCUGGAAACGAACUGCAAAUAGUGGAUUCCAGUACGUAUCAAUGUCUCCCCAACCUACAGACCCUGAACUUGGACUCCAACAAGCUUAGCAACAUGUCCCAGGAGACAGUGGAUGCCUGGAUCUCCCUGACCACCAUCAGCCUAGCUGGUAAUGUGUGGUACUGUAGCCCCAGCAUCUGCCCCUUAGUGGCCUGGCUGAAAAACUUCAAGGGGAACAAGGAGACCAUUAUGAUUUGUGCUGGGCCUAAGGAGGCCCAGGGAGAAAAAGUGAUUGAUGCAGUAGAAACAUUUAGUAUCUGUAAGGUCACUCCCACCACCCCUUUUGUCUCAACCACAGCCUCCCUCAACACCCCAUCUCAGUCUGAGCUCCUGCCCCUUCCCACUUUGUCCAGGGUUGAUGAGGAGUUGACCCGCAGUGGUACGGCCAUCCCCUCCCCUUCUGGAGCUUCCCCUACCACCCCAGAGCAGGAUUUUGAGUUUGUAUCCUUCCAUAAGAUUAUUGCUGGCUGUGUGGCACUUUUCCUGUCGGUGACUAUAAUUCUCCUGGUUAUUUAUGUGUCCUGGAAGCGCUAUCCCAGCAGCAUUAAGCAACUCCAGCAGCGCUCCAUGGUCAAAAUGCAGCAGAAAAAGGUGCAGGAAACAGAACGCACCCUCAGCUUGCCUCUGCAAGAGUAUUAUGUGGACUACAAACCUGCAAACUCUGAAACUAUGGAGGUGCUCGUUAAUGGGACUGGACCCUACACAUACACAAUCUCAGGAUCCAGAGAAUGUGAGGUAUGAUGCGUCACCCUCCUAAAAUCCAUUUCCACUGCGAGGCACGAGAGGUACCACAGCAGUUGAGUGCCCUGACGUUGUACAGGUAUGAACAGCCCAUAGUGGACUAGUGCCAGGCCCGUGGGGCGCUGCACCUCAACAUGGGCUUUGAGCCCCCCUCCCAGCCACAGGGCUGUCUGAGGCCACCGGGUUACAGGACAGGUCAUACUGCUGGUCUCUCCUCUGCGCCCACCGCCUCACUAACGCGCACAAAUCCCUAGUCCACCCAACGGUGACCUGUGCAGACGGGGAGACCAGACAAGCACUCCCCUCUCCAUCUGGGCUACUGAGCAUGGUGUUGCUACAGUACUGUAUACUGCUGCAGAUCGUGAGGGAGAACAGCUGCAAAUCUGUACUGAGGGAUAACAUUCUGACUGAAGAACCUGUUAUUCAUAGAGAUAAUUAAUUUAUACCUUCACUAAUAAAAAUGUAAAUAUUAAUUAAUGGAAAUUAGAGAGCACUGUUACAAGAUAGCAGAGCAUAUUUUACCCUUUGAUAUCCACAAUUACUGAAAAUAGUCCAAUACACUAUCACAUUCCUUCUGCUACUGAAAUGGUGUCCAGCAUCAUGAGGAGAAAUGGAAAUAAUUAUAUGAUUCAUUACUCUCAUUGAACUUAUUGACUCAGUUGCUCACAGUUUUGGAACCUUCCCUGUGUUAAGUAAGUAAUUAAAUAGAAAAAUGCAAUAAAUAUAACUGGGGAAACAGUAGGGUGAGCAAUGGAAUAGCAGAACAAAUUAAAAACUAACAGAGCUGAAAGGUUUUGUGCUGCUUUUUCAAAUAACACUGCCAGUCAGAGAUCUUAUGCGUUUUCAAGUCCCCGUAGAGAUUUCAUCUCAAUAAGUGAGCCACUCAAAUUAAAUUAUUCACAAGGAGAAGAGAAAACUUGGUAAGUAAUGGGCACACCGUUUUCAUGUCAAGUGUACAGCUGACAUUUCUUUGCCAGAAGUAUGUAUUUUAAUGGAGAUUUUUAUUAUGUUAGUGAUUUUUAUGUUCAUUAUAAUACAACGCAAUUUUUUUUAGUACAAGAUGAGAAGUAGAACAUUGAUGAGUAAAAGUAACAUUGUUUUCAUGUCAAGUGUAGGCUACAGCUGACAUAUUCUUUUCAGAAAUGCAUUGUUUGUACAGUAUUGUGUUGAUAUUGUUUAUAUUCAUCAUGAUCAUCCAUCACAUUUUCAUGAUUAAUGACCAUUUAUUUUAUUUUAAUGUUUUUAAAACAUGCCAAUCCUCAUUCUGAUUGUAAGAUCCUCUCUGUCUUUUAUUUAUUUAUUUUACCUUUAUUUAACCAGGUAGGCAAGUUGAGAACAAGUUCUCAUUUACAAUUGCGACCUGGCCAAGAUAAAGCAAAACAGUUCGACAAAACGACACAGAGUUACACAUGGAGUAAAAACAAACAUACAGUCAAUAAUGCAGUAUAAACAUAUCAUGUGUACUUACUGAAAUGGAAACCUUUUAAUGUGACCUCAGAUCAUGGCAUUCACCAAGAGAUCAGCGGCGAACUCACUCACACUCUUUGAAAACAAAGUGCUAUCUAGAACCUAAAAGGGUUCUUUGGCUGGCCCCAUAGGAGAACCAUUUGAAGAACCCUUUCCACAGAGGGUUCUACAUGGAACCACAAAGGGUUCUCCUAUGGGUACAAGUGCAGAGUGGAGAUGGAGAACUUUGUACAGGAUGGUUUUGACUGAGACUCAGUACUGUUUAACAGCUUGAGUCAGACUUUCCAUAGCUGUGGCACAGUAGAUCAACCAUCUUUGAUGUCUACUUCUCCCAUGUCUACUGUGACUGUUACAGUAACCAUCUUUGAUGUAUCCCCUCUUCCCCCAUGUCUACUGUGACUGUUACAGUAACCAUCUUUGAUGUAUCCCCUCUUCCCCCAUGUCUACUGUGACUGUUACAGUAACCAUCUUUGAUGUAUUGCCUCUUCCCCCAUGUCUACUGUGACUGUUACAGUAACCAUCUUUGAUGUAUCCCGUCUUCUCCCAUGUCUACUGUGACUGUUACAGUAACCAUCUUUGAUGUAUUGCCUCUUCCCCCAUGUCUACUGUGACUGUUACAGUAACCAUCUUUGAUGUAUCCCCUCUUCCCCCAUGUCUACUGUGACUGUUACAGUAACCAUCUUUAUGUAUCCCCUCUUCCCCCAUGUCUACUGUGACUGUUACAGUAACCAUCUUUGAUGUAUCCCCUCUUCCCCCAUGUCUACUGUGACUGUUACAGUAACCAUCUUUGAUGUAUCCCCUCUUCUCCCAUGUCUACUGUGACUGUUACAGUAUUCUUCAAGCAGCCUCUUUUGGAUGUGGUUCAUACUCAUACACCACUUCAAGGACACAUAUGUAAAUAACAAUUCCCAAUGAACUUGUUCAGUAGUAUGAAUAGGUGUCAAACAAAGUGUCUCUGCUUUUUCAUGGACACAGUCAUUUCCCUACGAAGAGGAGCAGCCUUAUCUGAAGGUCAGAUGAACUUGAACAUGACCUGAUCUGGGUGUAGAGACUGGCUAUGAGAGUGUGUUUGACAUUAUGUGAAGUCGGGCUACUUGCAAUAUUGGCUUGCUGUUUGUACAAGGUGUUAUCCAGAUUUCCAUGAAUUAAACCAUGUAAAAUAUCAGCUUUAACUGUCAUCAUAGGAUAAAAUGAUAUUUCAAUUGAUUUUCCGAUCAAUUGUUUUUUAUGCUCAUUGAAGAAUAGAUGACUGUGAACAUUAAAAUUGCUUUUUCAUUUGUUUACUGGGAUGUUGUUUCUAUUUUCAUACCAUGAAAUUAUACUGCUUAUCAUUUGUCUGGGAGUGUGGUUUUCUGGGAUAAUGUAGACCACCUGUAAUACGGUGCUGAAUGAGAACUUUGUUGUUUUUCAUUUUCUGCAUCAAAGCACCACAUAUCUGACGAAUUGAUGAUUGUAACAAAGUAAAGUCAUUAUUAGCUGAUGUAAC